AUGGCGGCCAGAGACCCUAAAUCCUCGAUUGGGACGGUGCAAAAGAUCGCGGACGAGGAUAACCACCCUCAUCGUUCGUUGGGCCAUGUUCGCCUGCGCCAUCAUGAAACCAAUGAGGUUAUUUUGGUCCCUACUCCGUCGGACGACCCGAACGAUCCACUGCGAUGGUAUGUACAAUGCUCGUCCCCAGCGCCCUUGUCUACCUCGUACAAGAUUUACAUUGCGGUUCUUGUCUCUCUAGCCAUGGUGAUGUGCAACUUCAUGUCCGCCGGUCCGACCGUCGCCAUGGUGGACGUCGCGGCAGACUUCAACUCGAGUGUGUCUCGCGCCGCCUACUUUUUCAACAACAGUGCACUACUGCAAGGAGUCUCCAAUUUAAUUUGGGUUCCGCUCCUGAACAAGUACGGUCGGCGGCCCAUCUACAUAUCAGCAUACCUGCUCUACUUCUUCAUGAUCCUGGGCGCUGGGUUAGCCAAGACAUAUGCUGGUGAGCUGACCACGCGCACCAUCCUGGGUGUGGGUGCAGGGGCAGGCGAGUGUCUCGCUCCAGUCACCAUUGCCGAUGUCUUCUAUCUCCACCAGCGCGGCUAUGGCAUGGCAAUCUACAACUCCGCCUUGAGCGCGGGUGUCUCCUUUGGCAUCAUCAUCUCUGGCCUGGUAACGAUCAACCACUCCUGGCGGGUUAUCUACUGGGUCGGUUGCGCGCUUGUCGGCGCUCUGUGGAUUGUGGUCGUCUUCUUCUUCCCUGAGACUGCAUUCCGUCGAACGGACAAUGUCGAUGACCUUUACAACACGCAGAAGCAUGCCGAGCAUGUCGAGUCCCGGGGCGAAGAGACACACUCCCGCAAGCAGAGCUACCUGCAGAGUCUGCGUUUCUGGUCCGGUCAGACAUAUACAGAUGAGUCCCUGUGGCGGAUGUUCAUCCGACCCUUUGGCCUCAUCCUGCUGCCUCCGAUCUUCUGGGCGACGAUCGUCAUGUCCGUGACGAUCGGCUUCCUCGUGGCGGUCACUUCGAACUUCGCCACUGCCUUUAGCGAAACGUAUGGGUUUGCUGCCUGGCAGAGCGGGUUAUGCUUCAUUGCCGGCAUGCUGGGCUGUUUCUUUGGUACCUUCGCCGGAGGGCCCUUCUCCGACUGGGUGGCCGACUAUCUCACCAAGCGCAAUGGCGGUAUUCGAGAGCCAGAAAUGCGUCUGCCCGCCAUCCUUCCGAGUGUCAUUGCUGCGCCACUGGCGCUGCUGCUGUAUGGCUUUGGCAUCGAUCGUGCCUGGCAUUGGAUUGUGCCGACCAUUGGCCUUGGUUUAUUGUCCUUUGCCAUCAGUCAGGGAACGAAUGUCUCGUUCGUGUAUUGUGUCGACGCCUACCGACCGGUGGCUGGAGAAGUCGCCGUUACUCAGCUUGCUUUUAAAUCCUGCUUCGGAUUCCUGCUAUCCUUCUAUACCAACCCGUGGAUCGCCGAAUCUGGCUAUGCGGCGGCCUUUGGCGCCAUGGCGGGCAUCUCGGGGGGUUGUCUGCUCUUCUUCAUUCCGCUGUAUUUGUGGGGGAGACAUGUUCGACUGGCAUCGAUGAAGUGGCCCUUCGUUCAGUUUGUCUUCUGGAAGGAUGAUCGGGAGGUGGGAGAAUAG
Aspergillus welwitschiae is the source of this 1623-nucleotide messenger RNA. RefSeq names its product putative MFS transporter. Gene Ontology annotation, biological process: transmembrane transport. NCBI's taxonomy places the organism in Eukaryota, Fungi, Ascomycota, Eurotiomycetes, Eurotiales, Aspergillaceae. The coding region runs from base 1 to 1623 and encodes 540 amino acids. The record is from RefSeq and is a predicted model, not a curated record. Gene Ontology annotation, molecular function: transmembrane transporter activity. The transcript has 5 exons.